UGGUGUUUAAUUUUUACCAAAAUGGCGUCCAAUUUAACGGGAUUCUAUCUACUAUUUAGAAUAGAAGAGAAGAGAAAAUUUCUGUUAGAAAAUAGUGAGACUUUUCCAGCAGAAAAAAAAGAAACAAGAUGAGAAUCAUCAACAACCUGUUGUUGGAACAACAUCUCAAUUGAACGAGUCAUUUCAUCUUAAAUUGUUGAUCAAGUUUAAUCUUUUCUUUUUGUUUCUUCUCUUAAUUUUUUUGCUUCUUUAUUAGUUACCUUAUUGUUUGUGUUCGAUUCUCGUCUCGUUUUCGAUUUCCAAUUGUUCACAAAAUGUCCACCAUCCAAUCAAACGACAAAAGCCAAGAAGAUUCAACUGUUGCUAACGGCGGAUCUUCAUCAUCUUCUUCCGUUACUAUUACUGAAAGAGCUCGAGUUAUUGUUUCUAAUAAUGGUUCUGAUGAAUCGAGAUUCGGAUAUGAUAAAUCUUCAAUUUCUAUUCCAUCUUCAUCAACUGAUGUUUCUGGUGAAAAAAUGGCCAACAAUCAAGAGGAAACAAAGAAAAAGAAAAAACCAGCCAAUUGGUUGGACGUCCUACAGAUUGACCCAAAGGUUUAUUGGCCGAAAAAGUAUCGAUAUACAGCUGAACCUCGACCAGGAAGUUAUUACAUGUUAACUGUCAAGGAGAGAGACUUUUAUGAAGACAAUGGUUUUCUAAUUGUUAAAAGUUUAAUCCCGACAAAUGGGAUUAACAAAAUUCGAGAUAAUCUAAAAGAUGGAUCUAGAUUAGCAUCAACUGACCAACCAAUUAAUUCAGCAAUAACUAACGACACAUUGAGAAAUCUGAUCAACUAUCCACGGAUUGUACGUUAUGCUGGAUCUUUCUGUGGUUACAAUAUAAUGGCAAUGACUUGUUCCCCUAUUUAUGAUUAUAUGUUUUCCGAAUUACAAUUAAAUGGUUUCCAACGUGAUCUCCACUGUUUACCUUUUAGACCAGCUGAUAGGAUUGUCAGUGUUUGGGUAGCCUUGGAACCCUGUGGAAUUGAGCUGACCAGCGAUUCAUCAUCAAAUGGUCAAGUUGAUUACAUGAUUAUACCAGGAAGUCAUCGAACUGGUUACUUGGAGACAAUUUAUUCCGACGAUGAGGGUAAUAAGGUGCGAAUGUUUUACGAGAGAAUCCCUGAAGUUAAACGAAUUCGCGAUGAACCUUCCAGUAAAGGAGUUCGAAAAGUUCAAUUGAAACCGGGAGAUGCUCUAUUUUAUCAUCCACUUUUGGCCUACACAAUUAAAAUUAACUCUCAACAAUCAACACAAUCUUCACAAGGAAGAUUAAUUGCCAUCUCAUGUCGUUAUGCUUCAUCAGAUUGUGAUUAUAUUGAAACAUCUUCAGGAUCAACUUACCAAGAUGAGAUUCCACCUUACCUGGUCAAUUCAAUUUCUGAUUAUAACCUUAACAAGGAUUACUGGAGGAAUCAAGGAUUACUGAUUAAAGGAAAACGAAGUAAUCUUUAAUCGCAAUUAAGAACCGGGGAAAAAGUCAACAUCCAUUAUUCCACCUUGACCAAUCAACCAUUAUCACUGAUUAUUGUAUAAUCAUCUCGACGGUUGAUAUUAAUUAUCAGUUAUUAAUUAAUCAACAAUAAUUCCAGAAAGAAAUAUACAAACAUCAGAAACGUAACUUUUUGUAUAAUUAUUGAUUUGAAAAUCGAUUAAUUAAUCAUAACAAACCAACUACAGUUUAAUUAUAAAACUAAUUUUAUAUAUAU
This is a messenger RNA of Panonychus citri (citrus red mite), 1747 nucleotides long. RefSeq names its product phytanoyl-CoA dioxygenase, peroxisomal-like. Gene Ontology annotation, biological process: fatty acid alpha-oxidation. The record is from RefSeq and is a predicted model, not a curated record. Bases 315 to 1493 code for a protein of 392 amino acids. Gene Ontology annotation, molecular function: phytanoyl-CoA dioxygenase activity. The transcript is spliced from 4 exons. NCBI's taxonomy places the organism in Eukaryota, Metazoa, Arthropoda, Arachnida, Trombidiformes, Tetranychidae.